Owenia fusiformis is the source of this 8160-nucleotide messenger RNA. The record is from the annotation of a GenBank genome assembly. Lineage: Eukaryota; Metazoa; Annelida; Polychaeta; Sabellida; Oweniidae.
CGUGAAUCUAUAUUUAGACGUUUUCUAGCUUUAUUCAGCCAAUCAAGACGCGGUCCUUAAUGAUUACGUGUAUUGAAUGAUAUACUCGUUGCUUUUACCGCCCAAUGUCACUCGAGCGAACACUUUAACGAAAGAAGGACAUGUGUAAUUGAAAUAUGGAGAUAAAUAGAGCCCGAAUAGCAGGGAUAUAGCAGAAUCUAAAUAGAUUACAGAAGAUUUGGAGCUAACAUUGUGAUGUCCGUAGGUUGAGUUUCAUAGCAAAGUUUGUCUGGAGGUCAACAUUCUAUUUAGGAGGUCGCCAUGUAUUCCAAUGAAAGUUCACUCCGGAUCUUUAUCUGCUCGAUAUGUUUCAAGAAAGAUACUUCAAGGAAGGAAAUGGAGCACCAUGUCGAAGCUCAGCACAUUACGAUGAAACAGUUCAAAUGUUCACUAUGUAGUGAUCAAUUUGUAAAUCAAACAGAGCUCGAGGACCAUGUGAUGACAUUCGGAGAUGAACAUAAGAUUACUGUGGACAUUGAUAAGCAUGUUCGUAACAAAGAAAUGAUCAAGAAUACCAUCGUUUCUUUGUCUGAUGAUAUUGUGAUUGCAAAUGUAUUGACUGAUGACAAGUUGAAAAGAAAACCAAAGGUUGAUUUAAAGCAAACUCAAGUUAAGAUCAAUGAGCGGUACAAAGUGCCAUCGAGUUCUCAAAGACCAGAAUCCCCAGGACCGCCCACACUGACACCAAAUAGAAACGUGGGGAAGUUUCCUGUUCGAAUACAACUUGGAGGAAAAAGGACACAUUCCAUCGAUGACGAAAAUGAUUCAGACGGGUUUUCUACAGAUGUAUCUGAGAGAAUUACCACAAAAAAGACAGAAUGGAAAGAGCUUCCAAUCAAGAAACCGAAAUAUACUGACACAACUAUUGUUGGGGAAAAUGCUAUUAUAAAAACAAAUGUGUCGACUAUAACAAAACAGUCAUCAAAUCAUGUAGAGAAACAAACACUCCAGAAACACAACCAAACAAAUGAUACUGCAAAAGCAAUCCCUUCAGCUAAACCCCAAACUGCUGAGAAUCUCCAAGGAAACUCCAGCUACAAAUCCCAACCACCAAGACCAAAUCAAGCAAUUGAAUGUAUUCCAAGGGAGAAACCAGAAAGACCUACGAAUGCCCAAAAAAGUUUUGGCUCAAAGACUGAAGAAGCUAAAGUCCCACUAUCAAAUUUGACUUCGAAAAAUGCCAAACCUAUUUUAGAACACCAAACUACAGGAGCACAGAAAACAGGUAAAAAGGACAAACAGCCUGAAAAUGCCAAUGAAGACAAUCACCAACAAAGACUGACAUUUCCAGAUCCCCACACAACUGUACUGCAAUUAGGUAAACCAAGUCCAACAAAACAAAGUGAAGACAUUGAUACUAAUAAGAAUACUAAUAAUAAUGUUUAUAGAGAUUUUAUCGCUAUAAUUGAAAAGAAUCGCAAGCAUCUGUCAAAGUUAUGCCAAGAUAUUUUGUGUGAGAAGGAACAAAGAAUUACAAGUACAAUAAAUAAUCAUGGAGAAAUAUCUUCCCUCAAGAAGCAAGUACUAGAGGUGUCCGCUCAGCUUGGCAGUGCCAAUUAUAUGGACAAAAGAACUAUUCACAUACAAAAGAGAUACACUGAGCUGAAACGUCAGUUAGAUGAUAAAGAGACACAGAUGAGUAAAGAUGUCGAAGAACUAAACAAGGAUUAUGAGCCAAUGAUAGAAUUCUACAAAGAGCAGUUGAUAUUUAUAGAGAAUGAGAAAAAGAGAGUGGAGGGUAUUCUUAAAACAGGCCACAAUUAUCGAAAUAUUAACUUCAUGGUUGCUGAACUUCAACAAAUACUUAUACAGUGUGAAAAUACUCAUGAAAAGGUGCACAAUGAAAUGAAGGAACAACACGAGAAAAGAUUGAAGGAGUAUUUAUAUGAAUAUGAAAGACUUCAACAGACAAGUGAUACAAGCACCCACACAAACGUGACAAAAGAGCACUUAAAACGGCUUGAGAAUAAACAAUUGUCUUCACAAAACAACUUUAGGUUGAGGAUGAAGAAACUGUAUGAAAACAAUCGAAAUAUGAAAAGUGGCCUUUACAAUAAUUUGCGGCUUUGUAUCGAAAGCAGACAUGAUUUAGUUGCACAAAACGAGGUAAUGAAAAAGAUAUCUGCACAAAAGAGUGAUGUGGGUAAACUGGAUGCUUGGCUUCAAACAAAGCUUGAGGAGUGGUCCAAAAUAGACGAGGUACCAAAGAGUAAUGAGAGCAAAACCCCAAGUCCUACUGUGACAUCUUCACAUCAACCAAAUGCAGAAGUAGCAUGUGUAUCAAAUCAAAACAUCAGUACUAUUGUUACAACUUCCUGUUCAUCAAACGGUGCUGUGCAACAGAGUAUCAACCCUAUUGCCAAGCCAUCAUCUCAAGCAAAAAACUCAAAUAAGUCACGAUCUGCUGCACCAUCUUUACAAACUCGAAAAGGGCUGGAAAAAAUGACACAGCUUCCACAAUCAGAAAGUUCAGCGGCUAUACCCCAAAGAAGCAAGACAGGACAAACAUAUAUUUUGAAUGCAGGACAACAGCGGGAGAUAGAUAGGCUACUUGCAAUAGCAACUAAAGCACUUGACACAGAUAAAGAUAUUCGAAUACCCACCUUAGGUCAGCUGGAUUGGUUCAAACUAUCCAGAUCUUACCUACCAUACCUUGCAAAACUUGCAGGGCGGGUUUAUGGUAACUUACUAAAGGAACGAGAAGUUGCUAACUGUUAUGGUAAUGAACUGCACAAUAUUAUUUGGCUCACUAAUGAUGCAGUUGAAUUCGCUCAACGAAAUCCUACGAGGGAUCUCAAUCGAAGCUAUUUGUGUCAACUAUGCCCGUUCGUAAGCUUAAAGUUUGACAGCAUAGACGGAAUUGUACACCACAUUAUAACCAGACAUACAGCCGGGGAGUACCCGUGUAUACAUUGUGAACGAAAAGAACCAACAAAAAUGGCCAUAGCGCUGCAUCUGCAAGUAGAACAUAAGAUGACAAAAAGCUUUGUUGACGAUAUUGUGGAGACUCUGUCACCAUCAGGCCUUCCAUUUUGCCCAAGUAUGAUCCAUAGGUAUAUGUUCAUUGCCAUCGACCUUCUACAGGACAGAUAUGAGUGCUCUUCAUGUAGCUAUGUACCAGGUACCUUUGUACGUAUGUUUUGUCACAUGCCAAUGCAUUUCAUGAAUCAGAUGAAACAAUAUUCCAUGGAGCAAGUCAUCUGUGACCUAAGGCAACAAUGCAAGACUGUGAGGAGAGAUUUAUGUCAUUGUAGCAAUCACAGAGUUUCCCAAAAUACAAAUGCCACCCGAAACAUCUGUGAUGUGAAUGCUACACGUGGAAAAACUGCAAGUAAAAAACAUCCUCUGUCUGAUAUUAGCUUUCAUCCACUUCAAAUUACCCCCAUUUCUCAAAUGGAUGUUGUUUAUCCCAACCAAGGGGUCCCUGCAGAACAUGUCCGAUCUCAACCACAUCAACAAAAAUCCUCGACUCCAGUCAGCGCUCGAUCGCAUCAACAGAUUCGUGUAACUCACACAGACACUCUCCCUAAUCGGGAGGUGCCUUUGUCAUGUAAUGUCACUCAAUCACAUCAACAGAUCUCUGAAUCUUGCAUUAGGCCUCAACCACCAAAGCAGAUUCCCUUCUCUCAAAAUGGUACUCGACUACACCAACAGCUUCCUGUGGCUGCCAUGGGGACUCAACAACACCAGCAGCUGCCUGUGUCUCAAAUUGGUACUGAAUUACACCAGCAGCUUUCCGUGUCUGCUAAGGGCACUCAGUCACACCAGCAGCUUCCUGUGGAUGCCAUGGGGACUCGACAACAUCAGCAGCUACCUGUGUCUGGAAAAGGUGCUCAACACCAGCAGCUGCCUGUGUCUUGUAUGGGCACUCAGUCACACCAGCACCUUCCUGUGGCUGCCAUUGGGACUCAACAAUACCAGCAACUGCCUGUGUCUGAUAAAAGUGCUCAGCACCAGCAGCUGCCUGUGUCUGGUAUGGGCACUCAGUCACACCAGCAGCUUCCUGUGUCUCAAAUUAGUACUCGACUACACCAGCAGCUUCCUCUGGAUACCAUGGGGACUCAACAACACCAGCAGCUACCUGUGUCUCAAAUUAGUACUCGACCACACCAGCAGCUUCCUGUGGCUGCCAUAGGGACCCAGUCACACCAGCAGCUGCCUGUGUCUGGAAUGGGCACUCAGUCAUACCAGCAGCUUCUUGUGUCUCCAAUUAGUACUCGACUACACCAGCAGCUUCCUCUGGAUACCAUGGGGACUCAACAACACCAGCAGCUACCUGUGUCUCAAAUUAGUACUCGACCACACCAGCAGCUUCCUGUGGCUGCCAUAGGGACCCAGUCACACCAGCAGCUGCCUGUGUCUCAAACUAGUGCUGGACCACACCAGCAGCGUCCUGUGGCUGCCAUGGGGACUCAACAACACCAGCAGCUGCCUGUGUCUCAAAUUAAUACUCGACGACACCAGCAGCUUCCUGUGGCUGCCAUAGGGGCCCAGUCACACCAGCAGCUGCCUGUGUCUCAAAUUAGUACUGGACCACACCAGCAGCUUCCUGUGGCUGCCAUGGGGACUCAACAACACAAGCAGGUGCCUGUGUCUCAAAUUAGUACUCGACCACACCAGCAGCUUCCUGUAGCUGCCAUAGGGGCCCAGUCACACCAGCAGCUGCCUGUGUCUCAAAUUAGUACUGGACCACACCAGCAGCUGCUUCCUGUGGCUGUCAAAGGGACUCAACAACACCAGCAACUGCCUGUGUCUGGUAAAAGUGGUCAACACCAGCAGUUGCCUGUGUCUGGUAUGGGCACUCAGCCACACAAGCAACUGCAUGUGUCUGGUAUGACAUCUCGGCCACAUCAGCAGCUGCCUGUAUGUGGCAUUGGUGCUCAACAAAAUGAACAGGUGCCUGUAUCUAAUAUUGACAAUCGACUGCACCAACAGACCCCCUUGUUUGGCAUUGGCACAGAGCCACACCAACAGAUGCAUGCAUCUCAUGUUGUUCCACAAGAUCAACAGGCGUCUGUGUCUACACAUAUCAGCACUCAACCGGCUUUACAUAAAACAGCUACUGUGUCUCAAAAUGGUACUCUGCUAUAUCGGCUUAUGUCUGCUCCUGACAAUGGCACCCAACAGCACCAACAGAAACGUGACCCUAAAGGUCACAACCAGCAGUGUGAUCCGACAACCAAUCCAGUACCAUAUAAUAACACUGCAUUUGUGCGAAAUAAUGACAUACCACAGAACAAUGAACCACACUCUAUCAAUGAUAAAAUAAGAACACAAAUUGAAGCAGUGGUAGAUAGAGAAUAUCAGAGAAGAAUAGCCCCAGAUCCCCAAGCCAAGAACACUACUCCAUCACAAGAGCCUGCACCUCCAAGGAGAUCAAUGUCUACAGUGACCAACACAACAACCCCAUUGCCGAGUACAGAACAUAUGAGCGAUGUGCUUGCAACAGAGAACCAAGAGUCUAUGUCACUUGAUGCCACCAGUAUUUUGGACAAUGUCAAGGAGAAUCGUAUCAAAACCGAGCCAGAAGAGACGGAUGAUCGAUAUGUGCUUCAGAAAAUGUAUAUGGAGUGUGUGCGUCCCAUCCCACAUGUCCCAAAGAUAUCGAAAAAUGUAAAUUCUGUGAACCAAACCACGAGAGACAGUGACCAAGAUGACGAGGUAGCUGAACUCCCUGAUAUAACACCUCCUAAGCGUCGGAAAGGUCCUUCCAUCAAGGUCCCUGAGAACAUUAAGAAGCACCUUAAACAAAAUCUAGGAGGUAUUAGUAUUAAAACUACCAAACCAGCUCCUGAUCAAGCCUGCCAGCCUCCAAGUCCCACUGUGACUAUCCCAUAUGGGGAUAAAGACACAGAGAUUGAGACACGUUUAAUGGAAGUUGAUGACAAGGAAGAUGCUGUUAUGGAGUCUGUUGAUGAGUCUCCAAUGGAUUUUGAUAUCAUUAUCAAUGCAGAUAAUGAUGAGGAAGACGACCAGGAUGAUGAUGAUUCCGAUAUUGUUGCCAAUUCGAUUUUUAAAAUUUCUUGUGACCAAAGUGGUAUUACCACUAAAACAAAAGACAAUCCAAAUGAGGCAAUGGUAAUGGAAGCUGGAGAAAGGGAGGUGCAACAACAACAACAGACUCAUGCAUCAGAUCCCAAGCCAUUAAUUCCAAGUGACACUUUGAACAUAACUGAAGGUAUAAACACUAUUGACGAUAUGAAUAUAAGCACAGCAGAAGAAACAAGCAGAACCAAUGAUGUCAACACAAACCCUGCAAUAUAUGUCUCAAUAGAUGAAGAUGAUCUCCCAGAAAUCGAAACGGAGGAAACUGAAAUUGAUUUAUCGGAUGACGAAGAUGAUACAACCGACAUGGAUUGUGAUGCAGCCGAUAUGGAAAAACAAGAUAAAACAAAGUCUGAAAACAAAACUGACUCUCUAAUUGAAUGUACUGAUGAUGAAGAUGACACGCCUGAUAUUUUAGUGGAUGUAAAACUAGAUCAAACAAAUAGUGGUCCCUUGGUUGACUCCACUAAAGAUGAUCACAAUUUGACAAGUGAAACUGCUAUUAGUAAACCUGACAUUUGCCCUAAUGACACAAUAAAUAAAGCCGACAUUCCAAUUGAUUAUAUUAAUGAUCAACAAAAUAUUGCCGAUGAUAAAGUAGAAGAGGAACAAGAGCAAAUCAGGUCAGAACCUAUGAUGAGUAAAGGUGGGACGCUGAUGGUGUAUGACAAAGAGUCUGAGUACUUACAUGAGGUGGAUGAUGAACCCCAACAAGUUGAAGACCUGACAAUCGAUUCCGAUCAAGAAGACGAUGAUAUUGCUAUUGUAGAAGAGAAAAAUAUAGUCAGAUAUGUGGCGGUAUACUGUAAGAAAUGCACUGAGGAGCACAGAAUGACCGAGGAUGAAUACAAAAAGUCAUUAGCAAAGGGUAGGAUAAAUACUGAAAUUGAACCGCGAUACAUCAACCCUCCUACUCAAAUGAAACCAUACAAAAGCAAAUUGGAUGCAACUAUACCAGAAAACACAACAGCUAAACAAACCCCGGGCGUUAGUAUGAAAACAAAUAGUUUAUCUGAGAACAAAUCUCAGAAAAUUUAUGAACUUGCUUUGAACCAAUUAUCAAAAUCUAACAAAUCAGGGGUUGUUAACAUAUCCAGCAUUUCUAAACCCACCAAUAAUGGAGUUGAAAACACGAACCAAGGUGUGUGUAAGAUUGCCAAACAACCCAUCCAAAUACCAAAUCAGUUACCGACCAUCACAUUCAAUGCUCAACAGUCAGCUAAACCAGACAUGGCUACACACCAAGGCACUCAUACACAAUCAAGACAGCCACCUGUAAACCGCAGUGGACCAUUCAGUUUCUUAGAACAAGGUUUGCAGACUUUGAAGGGAGUUGGCAAUGUGAUAACUCAGAAAGGAGGAGGUCUGCGCCCUAUUCUACCCAAACCAUUGAACUCUCACCCCAAUCUUGCUCAACAGAUGAAAACAACCUCCCAGAAAAUAGAAUGCAAACAAGUAACAAAGGUGAGACCCAUCCUUCCAAAACCAGUCGACAGUUUCCUCCCCAUAAAUGAACAAGAUAAUGUGGCGAAUGAUGAGACACAUGACGAUGAAGGUGGUGUCCCCGCGUCACAGGAAAGUCUCGGGUCUGUGGCAAUGACCCCUCCCCCAGAAGCCUUACCUGAUGAAGACCUAGAGGAACAGCAGAACAAGUAGUAGAUGACAGCUCCAACUCAAAUUCGAACAUGCAGAUAGAAGUCCAUAAAGAUAUUCCAGAUGCCACCAGUGUGAGGUCCAAUAGCAGACAUUCCAAAUGGACCAGGCGUAUGCGGUUAUGUAGACUAUUCCCAUGCAGUUUGUACUUGCAAUAAGAAGUCUAGUAUACAAUAACUUCCGUGUGUGCAAAAUUCACUGUACAAAUCACUGCCAUGCCGAUUUUGCAAAUGGGUGAAGACGCACACACAUAUACAAACUGUACUUUAUCAGACCUUCAAGGAUCUCAACAUGAUAUAAGAACUAUUCUUUAUUCUACAUUUUAUGUAGGGUGAUAGAUGGUUGUAUUAUGCAAAAUGUCUUCCUAUGUAUCUUUGAAAAAUAGAAAAUGAGACUUAGUCGUAACAAGGGAGGCGAUCAGUA